CGCACGUGAGCCCACAGGUUCGUGUUGCUGCUCUUCUUCUACGCAGGGACGGUAACAGCAAGUUACCGCCAGGUAACGUUAGUCAGGUGCACUGUAGCACCGUUUAGUUUAAUUUAGUUUAGUUUCUUUCUCCGACUGACGGCCAAAAAAGGAAGAUUUUACAAGUAAAGCUGAAAUGGCAUUAAAUGGUAAAAUCGCAGUAGUGACUGGAGCAGCCCUGGGGAUAGGAAAAGCAAUGACAGAGAUACUCCUGCAACAGGGUGCAAAGGUAGCCCUUCUGGAUUUGAAUGAAACUGCCGGCGAGAGUUUGAAGGAAGCUCUCGACAAACUGUACGGACAACAGAGAACUCUGUUCUUCCACUGCAGUGUUGAGUCAGAGGAGCAAAUCAAAGCUGCCUUUCAGAAAACUGUAGAAGCCUUUGGCGGAAUAGACAUCCUGUGCAACAACGCUGGCAUCUUAAAUGAGGCAGAGUGGGAGAAAACUAUCUCCAUAAACCUCGUGGGUGUUAUCAGGGGGACUUACCUGGCUCUGGAGCACAUGAGCAAGUUGAGUGGAGGUCGGGGAGGGGUCAUCGUCAACACUGCAUCCAUGGCAGGUCUCAAUCCUCUACCAAGCUGUCCUGUCUACACAGCCACUAAGCACGGAGUGGUCGGCUUCACUCGAGCCAUGGCCGCUGCAUCUACCGCCUCAGGCUACGGUAUACGAUUCAACACCCUUUGCCCAUUUCUUGUCCAAACUGACCUCUUUUCCUGCAUGUGGGACAGAUUGGGACAAUUUUCCCACAUGGCUGGUGAAGCCAAAAAACAUGCAGACAAAGGGGUGUUAAAUGUGUCUGAGGUAGCCGAUGGCCUCCUCGAGCUGGUGACAGAUGAGACAAAGAAUGGAGAAGCCUUAAUACUGUAUUCCAACAAAAAGAAAUACAUGACAUUUUCUGUACUCACCCAGUGAAUGCAAGCCACAACACCACAGCACCAAGCGCUCUGACUGAAUCCUGUAAUGUUUCACAAUAAAUCAUCAAGUUAUAAUAGUUUUAAUCGCAACAUACUCCACACUUGUACCAGUCAGGGUGAGUCAGGUGACUGGAACCUGUAGAACGGAUAAAUUAUUGAUUAUACUGUAUGUGAAAAAUAAUCAGUUGAAUCAUCACUUAUCUGAUUAUCUAAAUUGUAUAACAUGUUUUAUAUAGUUUAUGUUUAGAAAGCCCACAUUAAAGAAAGCUAUCUGACAUGAUUAAUAAACAAAUGAAAACCUC
Molecule: messenger RNA, 1253 nt
Organism: Cottoperca gobio
Lineage: Eukaryota; Metazoa; Chordata; Actinopteri; Perciformes; Bovichtidae
Product: 15-hydroxyprostaglandin dehydrogenase [NAD(+)]-like
Exons: 8
Coding region: 176-949 (257 amino acids)
Cellular component (GO): cytoplasm
Molecular function (GO): oxidoreductase activity, acting on the CH-OH group of donors, NAD or NADP as acceptor
Source: RefSeq, a predicted model, not a curated record